Messenger RNA from Plasmodium knowlesi strain H, 435 nucleotides. RefSeq names its product conserved Plasmodium protein, unknown function. NCBI's taxonomy places the organism in Eukaryota, Apicomplexa, Aconoidasida, Haemosporida, Plasmodiidae. The coding region runs from base 1 to 435 and encodes 144 amino acids. The transcript is spliced from 2 exons. The record is from RefSeq and is a predicted model, not a curated record.
AUGAAAAAAUAUCUGGUGCUACUAUGUUUGCUCAUUUUUUCCGCUGGCCGUUUAUCGGUCGAGGCGAUACGAAAAAAUGAUUUAAGGAGGAGCUUAAAAGGAGGGAACCGAAAUAAUGAGGAUCACCAGAAGAGGAAGAACCUACUGAACUUUGAAAUUAUGCGAGACAAAAGCAGUGUGUCAAACAUAGAACUAAAUUCAUCCACCCUUUUUAACAUAUUAGCAUCAACGAGAUUAAUGCAAAAUUCAGCGAGCGGCCCUUCACAGCCCCUAAUUUACAGAUACGUACACAAUAUUCACGACCACAAUGAAAACAAUGGCGCUGUCUUGGUUUUCGUUCUCUUUGGUAUAUUAAUUUUUGCGGUUUUGUUUUUUAUAUUUUAUUUCAUUUUCAGACAUCAUGUAAAGCAUAUAAAAUUUAUGAACAGCAUGUGA